AUGCUGGCCAAGUCAGAGGAAACCAUCUGCAGCGUCUCAGCUCUGGCCACGCAAUUAGGGAACCAAAUCUCUGUGCACAUACUCAAUUACCUCAGUACAACCAAAAAUCUCCCUGACGGAUUUCGCGAACUUUCGCAUAUCUUCCUUGAUACCUGUCGCAUGUUAUGGGCCAUCGAGGCUGGAGUGACCGAACUAGCAUCUGCCAAUCGCGCCCUACCCGAUGUUAUAAUUGAAGAAGUGGAAAAGAAAUUUGUCUCCACCUAUCGUGAUUUCCAACAACUUGACAAGAUCAUUUUGAAGCUUAUUCAGUAUGAACAUCGCGGAACACUGGGAAAACUUCAGCGAGGGUGGCAUCGGCCGGGCCAUGACCUCAAUCGCAUUUGCGAAUCGCUGAAGAAGACCACCGAAACCCUACAAAUUAGUGGCAUGGCCUUCCACUGGUCGCUCGGAGACGCACAUCCGGAAGAGUCUGUGGGAAUUGGCUACGCUGGCUUAGCAGCUGCGCUCGAUCGCGUGUCCAAAGGCCGCUCCGUGAUGGGAAUAAACAAGGCCAAGUCCUUCGAGCCUCGAUCCGCAUCGAUCCAAAGCCGAACGCCUGCUUCAAUGCGCUCGACGCCAUCCGUGCGCCCGAAAGCAUCAUUUAACAACUCCCGACUCAAUCAAAGCAUUUGCGAAGAACCUAAAACUAUGGCGGAUGACGCGUCCUCCGUCCUGUCUUUGAACGGUUUCCUGGGCUACCAGCCCCGUGAGACCGAGAAAAUACCCUAUUUCGACCACCGAGGUCUGCCGCGUCGACUAGACAAAACAGACUCAAUAGCCUCUCCCGAGGAGAUUAGCAUCCGCAAUGACAGCUAUUCGGAUUACGAUGCCCGCAGCGCCAAGCUACCGCGGACUCCGCUGGCGCAAAGCGUCAAUAUUAAAGAUGAGACGCGCUAUGGCACAACGUUACUUAUCGAAGCGAUUCGCGAGCGAGCAACGCAGCAUGCCAUCGAAACCUUACUCAAUUCCGGCUGCGACCCCAAUCGCAAAGACGACCAUGGCAAGACAGCGCUAUGCGAAGCCGUGAAAAGCGACCAGCCAUCUAUUGUGACAGCCUUAUUAAAUAAAGGCGCGAAUCCAAACCUCCCAGGACCCGAGCACGUCCUCUGGUCCGCCAUAUACCGCCCAAGCUGCCUGCGCAUCCUGCUCGCACGUGGCGCCGACAUCAAAAAAACCCCUGGUCUCAUGGAACAAGCGACAAGUGUCAACAAUAUCGAAGCCGUACGCAUCCUGCUGCAGGCUAAUAUGGAUCCAAAUUCCAAAAAGGAUGGAAUAUACACACCACUCUGCUCCGCCAUUCGCGAUGACCGCCCAGAUAUCCUUGCCUUGCUACUCCAUCACGGAGCUGACCCUAAUUUGAUGGCAUCUGAGUACCCAGCGUGGAAGUGCAUCACCCACAAACGUCUCCAUCUCCUCCCAGACUUGGUGACAGCCGGCGCAGAUCUCCGUAAACCACCAGGCAUUGUGGAGUGCGCCGUGCAGGAAAACAACACGGAGGCCCUACACUGGCUGGUGGGCCAAGGAGGCGCCAAUCUAAACGACCGCACCAAGCAUGGCCACACAGCCAUAACAACUGCCAUCCAGAAGAACCGUCCAGAAAUGCUGGAAUUGUUAUUGGCAAAUGGUGCCGACCCUAACCUACGCGGCAAAGACUGGCCCAUAUACAUGGCAACUCAAUCGCCGAGUAUGCUACGACACAUUCUGCCUAGCAUAACUGAUCUCUCCGCGCACAAGGGUGUCAUGGAAAAAGCAGUCCAAGCAAAUCAACUAGAAAGCGUCAAAUUACUCCUCGCAGCCGGUGCUAGUGUAGAGUGGAAGAACGGAGGUGUGUUCUCACCGCUGACAACAGCACUGCGCGAGAAACACUGGGCCAUUGUGCGCUAUCUCCUGGACAAGGCUGGUGCCGACCCCAAUGCUCCGGGUGAGCAUUUGCCACUCGUCAAAGCGAUUCGGGCAUGUGACGAUGAAGAUUUUGCCAUGAUUGAGUUGCUUCUCGAGCGGGGCGCUGAUCCCAACAAAUGCUACCGCGACUGGAACGCGAUCAUGCAGGCCAUUGAAAACCGCGAUCUUCGGUUAUUGCGGCUUUUGAUUGAGAAGGGUGGAUUGGUUGAUCUUGCUCAGAAAGAUGAUACCGGCACCACGGUUUUAGACAUGGCUAAUGCUUUUGGCUGGCUGGAAGGUUCUGACCUUUUGUUGAAGAAUGCUCGUCAGUGA
Molecule: messenger RNA, 2253 nt
Organism: Penicillium vulpinum
Lineage: Eukaryota; Fungi; Ascomycota; Eurotiomycetes; Eurotiales; Aspergillaceae
Product: ankyrin repeat domain-containing protein
Exons: 1
Coding region: 1-2253 (750 amino acids)
Molecular function (GO): protein binding
Source: RefSeq, a predicted model, not a curated record